AUGGCUGAGGGUAAUAUGACCAACAGCACGAACCAAACAGUUUACAACGAACUGACUGAAAUCACCCACAAAAUAGAUUUGUACGUCACACCUAUUUUGUACAUCGUUGGAUUCCCGGGUAACAUCUUCUCCCUUGUGAUAUGGCUUCAGAAGCGGAUGCGGCAUUCCUCUGGGUGUUACCUCGCUGCUCUGGCGCUCGAUGAUCUGAUUUUCCUUGUCUUACAUUUCUUGUUUGAACUGCACAAGUGGAAACUGAAGCCCCUUGAUUAUCCAGUGAUCUGCGAAGGAUUUCCUAUUUUCUUCCUUGCCUCGCAGCUUUUGUCACCAUUUUUAGUACUGGCAUUCACCACAGAAAGAUAUAUUUCGAUAUGUCAUCCUUUCCAGCGGGAGAAAUACUGUACAGUAAAAAGGGCUAAAAUAGUGAUUAUAUGUAUGGUAGCGGCCAUGCCUUGCCUUAAUGCUGUCCACGGUUACUUUUGGAAGUUCGAUGAGAAGUCUGAAUGCAAUAUAAGAUCCGAAGUUGUGGAGGGACAAACAGGAUCUCUUUAUGUAGUUUACACGAUGACUGUAGAUGUUUUGGCAUUUUUUAUCGUGCCUUUAUCCGUCCUGGUGUUAAAUAUGUUGGUGAUUCGAGAAAUGAGGAGGCUUUCGCGAAUGGACACAGUUCAUCUGCAUGGUCAAGCACAAAGGACAGGGUCCACUACAGUGAUGCUGCUUGCCGUGUCUUUUUACCAGAUCAUCACAACGCUGCCUAUUUCUAUCGCAUUCGCAUUUUUCCUAAAAUACAGUUGUGAUUCCAGACCGUGUGACACCGAAGAGGACAAACGCACAGGAGCCAUCUACCAAUUAAUUCUCGCAAUCAUUACUGAGUACGGCAUCACCCACUACGCCUUCAAUAUUUUUAUCUAUGUUUGCACGGGAAAGAUGUUUAGGCAAGAGCUGAAGAAACUGAUCUGCUAUCCGAUAAAUAAACUCAUUGCCAGACUUCCUAUGGACUACACGAGUCUGAGGACUAAAGCAAGAGGAAGCGAACAAAGUAGAAACUGGGUGUCGACGAAUGGCAACCACGACAAUGAAAGAACUACAGAGGAAACACUGUUAUAG
Molecule: messenger RNA, 1104 nt
Organism: Candidula unifasciata
Lineage: Eukaryota; Metazoa; Mollusca; Gastropoda; Stylommatophora; Geomitridae
Source: the annotation of a GenBank genome assembly